Molecule: messenger RNA, 1275 nt
Organism: Boeremia exigua
Lineage: Eukaryota; Fungi; Ascomycota; Dothideomycetes; Pleosporales; Didymellaceae
Product: glycosyl hydrolase
Exons: 1
Coding region: 217-1227 (336 amino acids)
Biological process (GO): carbohydrate metabolic process
Molecular function (GO): hydrolase activity, hydrolyzing O-glycosyl compounds
Source: RefSeq, a predicted model, not a curated record
CGCGACUGAUCUCACUUCAGGAGCAAUGCGGCCGCCUUGAGCCCCACAAACACUCUUGGCUUCUGGUCCACCGUGCCGGCGGUUAAACAGGGCAGCUGGUCCGCCAUGCAGCCAAUCCUCCCCCACAUAAGUACUCGUGAUGCCUAUGCGUAGAAAGACAGUCGUCAUCGCGCUCCUGCCGACACACACACAACAAACUAUUCAUCCACAGCAAACAUGGCCGACAAAGAGCCUAUCGUGACCCACGUCUACACCGCCGACCCAUCGGCGCAUGUUUUCAACGGCAAGCUAUACAUCUACCCCUCGCAUGAUCGUGAGACAGACAUCAAGGACAACGACAAUGGCGACCAGUACGACAUGGCCGACUACCACGUUUUCAGCAUGGACACUGUAGGCGGCCCCGUGACCGACCAUGGCGUAGUUCUCAAGCAAGAAGACGUUCCCUGGGUCUCGAAGCAACUUUGGGCCCCUGAUGCCGCGACUAAGAACGGGAAAUACUACCUUUACUUUCCCGCGCGAGACAAGGAAGGGAUCUUCCGUGUCGGCGUAGCAGUCGGCGACAAGCCCGAGGGUCCCUUCAAACCAGAACCCGACUACAUCCAGGGCAGCUUCAGCAUCGAUCCUGCAACUUUCGUGGACGACGAUGGCUCAGCAUACCUGUUCUUUGGCGGAAUCUGGGGCGGGCAACUGCAAUGCUGGACGACGGGCAAAUUCGACAAGUCAGGCCAGGAACCGACUUCUGGCGAUGCACUCGCCGCGAAAGUCGGCAAGCUCACAGACGAUAUGACACAAUUCGCCUCUCCAGUCACCGAUGUCUUGAUUCUGGAUCCAGAGACGCAGAAGCCUAUCCAGGCGGAAGACCACGACAGGCGGUUCUUCGAGGCUGCAUGGCUGCACAAGUACAACGGCAAGUACUACUUCAGCUACAGCACGGGCGACUCGCACUUCUUGUGCUACGCUAUCGGUGAUAGUCCCGUGGGGCCAUUCACAUAUGGAGGCAGGAUUCUGGAGCCUGUCGUUGGGUGGACGACGCACCACAGCAUUGCGGAGUUCAAAGGAAAGUGGUAUCUUUUCUACCACGACAGCACGCUCAGUGGAGGAAGGAACCACCUGAGGUGUGUGAAGAUCAGAGAAAUCGUUUAUGAUGAGCAGGGUAAGAUCGGGCUGGCAGACCCCCAGCCGCAGCUUUCGGAGGCAGAUGCACCACCUGCGAAGCUUGAGUCGUGAGACAUAACUUAGAAACAAAUAACACUUCAAUUGUAACUGAUUCCCAGA